Molecule: messenger RNA, 1296 nt
Organism: Lachancea dasiensis
Lineage: Eukaryota; Fungi; Ascomycota; Saccharomycetes; Saccharomycetales; Saccharomycetaceae
Source: the annotation of a GenBank genome assembly
AUGUACUGCGGAUUCUGUCAAAACCAUCGUCAUCAUCUCAGCCCGAACAACAUCCGAUUCGAUCACACCCAUCUCAUGUCUCGGCUUGCACAUCGUCGAUGGACAUUGGGCCUAAUAUUUUUAGCCAUUGUUGUCAUCCUAUGGGUUUUGUCGUCAUUUCUAAUUAACAUGAUCUUUGAAGAUGGAUCUUACCGAAAACCUUUCCUUCUGACGUACAUCAAUACAGCUUCAUUUGUUUUCUAUCUACUACCCACCUUUAAGGCUAUUUGCAUCAACUACUGGAGAACUGGUAGCUUCCAAAUUCAUCGCGAGCUCGUAAUUGAAGAAGAAGGACGCACGCCGUUCGACGUCGAAACUCAAUUGACCCUGCGAUCCCAAGCUCAAACACAGCAGCCUGAGUCCAGCGCACAGCUCAACACGUCCACUUCCCCGCUUAUACCCAAAAACAGCGAUGAUGUCCCAAACGACGUCUUUACCGGCGCUAAGCUUUCACUGCACGCGACCAUACAAUUAAGCGCUCAAUUUUGUAUAUUGUGGUUUGUUGCUAAUUUGGUGACCAAUGCAUCCCUUUCCUACACUUCGGUUGCAUCUCAAACCAUACUGUCGUCCACGUCUUCGUUUUUCACUUUAUUGGUGGGCUCGUUAUUCCAAGUUGAACGCAUUAACCGAGUUAAGAUUUUGGGGUCGUUUAUUUCUUUCAUUGGCAUUGUCCUUGUUACUAAAUCAGACGCCAAUUCUACCUUAAAGACAGAAGUACACUCGGCAAUUCCCUACAAAUUUCACAAUGGCAUAGAUUCUACUAAUACCCAGGCCUUUGUGAUAUUUUGUGGAAAUCUAUUGGCUCUUGCUGGUGCCCUGUGCUACGGACUGUACUGUACGCUAUUGAAAUGGCGCAUAAAAGAUGAGAAUAAAGUAAACAUGAAAAUAUUUUUUGGGUUUGUGGGGUUGUUCACUUUAGUAAUGUUGUGGCCCACCGUGGUUCUUUUACACGUUCUUGGUUGGGAAACUUUUGAACUACCCAAAACUCCUAGGGUUGUGUUCAUUGUGGUUUUCAACUGUGUGAUAACUUUUGUAAGUGACUUUUGUUGGGCCAAAGCAAUGCUUCUUACAACACCAUUAACUGUCACUGUAGGUCUAAGUACCACCAUCCCGUUUGCAAUGCUGGGCGACUUCCUUUUCAAAGAUAGGCCAAUGUCAUUCAUUUACCUGUUAGGCGCAGUCCUGAUAUGUGGGAGUUUUUUCAUCGUAAAUAAAGAGUCCGAGGAGGGAGAGGAGGGGCUUUUAACAGAAGCUUAA